Molecule: messenger RNA, 1211 nt
Organism: Helianthus annuus (common sunflower)
Lineage: Eukaryota; Viridiplantae; Streptophyta; Magnoliopsida; Asterales; Asteraceae
Product: E3 ubiquitin-protein ligase CIP8-like
Exons: 2
Coding region: 102-1055 (317 amino acids)
Biological process (GO): protein ubiquitination
Cellular component (GO): cytoplasm
Molecular function (GO): ubiquitin protein ligase activity
Source: RefSeq, a predicted model, not a curated record
CCCUCCUAUUUUAUUCACACGAUUACGCGUUUUGCACACGCUCGCACACACACCCUUUCUUCCUUAACAACCCCCUGAAAUUCCUUCCAUACAAUAUAACAAUGGCGGACCUUCACCAACAUAACAACAAUAUUCACCAUCGCCAACAUGUUCCACUAUCCAUUUCCCACCAAAACAAUCAUUUGCCCCACAUGUUCCAUCAAUCGCAUUCGCAUUCUGCAUCAGAUUUGGGCCUAGGGUUUCUUCCUCAAUAUUCCCAUAACCCUAGUUGCAACGAUGAUGCUAAUCUAGGGUUUAUUGUCGCUGAUUCCGGUACCCGAUUUGAAUCCGAUGAUGAUGGAUAUUGCGAUGAAGAAGCAAGUUUCCACCUUGGUUGGGAUGCUUUUCAUCUUGAAGAUGAAAUCACAAACCCUAACCUUAACCCUAACCCCAAUUCAAUUUCAAAUGCAAAUGCAAAUGCAUAUGUGAAUGAGGAUUUUGAGUGGGAGGAAGUGGAUGAUCAAAUCGACGACGAAAGGGAAGCUUUGAGUAUGUUUUUCGGUUUAGAACCCGACGAUGAUGCAUCCGUUUCACCCGUACUCCUAAUCGGGUUCGCAGAAGUCGCAGAACAACCGAGAGACCAACACGAUGCUUUGGAGUGGCAAGUUUUAUCAAAUGUGCAAACUUUCGAACCGAAUUUGGAUUCGGACGAUCAAGAACAUGAUCAGUACGACGAGUAUAAUUACACAGAAUACGAAAUGUUUUUCGGGCAGUUUGCAGACAGUGAUGUAGUACCGUCUUCGGGCAGGCCUCCUGCUUCGAAAACUGCGGUGGUUAGUCUUUCGACUGUGGUUGUGACUCAAGAAGAUGCUGUGAAUGAUAAUGCGCUUUGUGCGGUUUGUAAAGAUGGAAUGGUGGUUGGAGAAAUGGCGACGCAGCUUCCUUGUGGGCAUCGGUAUCAUGGAGAGUGCAUACUGCCGUGGCUGGCUGUUAGGAACACCUGCCCUGUUUGCCGCCAUGAACUGCCGACUGAUGAUCCUGAUUAUGAACGCAGGAAGGCGGAAAGGGGUGGUUAGGUAUGAUGAAAAGAUCAAAGAUUAGAUUUGCUUUUUGAAGUUUUAGAUUGUGGAGUGUAGAUACAGUUUUGAGUUGAUUAGUGUGACAUUCUUGAUGUUUUUGUAUGUGUUUUUUUUGGAAUAAUAUGAUUUGUUAAAAAGAUUACUUUUAAUUCA